CUCUUCGGUCUCCUGAUCAGUCGCCGUGCGCUGUGCGGGUUCGAGUCCCGUCUCAGGAGAAAUUUUUAUCUUGGUUAUGGAUGUUGUGAUUGUCCAUAGGUAGUACAAAGAACACCCUGUAACAAUUGAGGAACGAAGCCCCGAUAUGUGUGCAUCUGAUGGUUAAAAGUCCAGGUGAUAUUAAGAUGUCAUACUUCAUUUGAAGAAUACCUGUCAUUUGUUUUCUGACGCAACAUUAAAAAUAAGGUGUUGAACGAAGUCACAAUUAUUACACAGCUAGAACUAUAGAACUAUAGUAGCAAACACGAGCAAGUUUCAGAGUACUAUUUUCAAUACAAUAAUAGGUAGUUUCAUAUCGCAGCACAUAUUUUUUAGUUUAGACUUGAAAAGCAAUAAGUGAUUGUUAUUGCGAAUUGUUUCGUUAUCUGCCAUUAUGUCGCCAAUACAUUCAUGAUUGCUUCAUAUUUCUUUAAGCAUAAAUCAAAUAUUGUCCUACCACAUUUGUCGUGCGACUCUCACGUUUCAGGUAAGAAGAACUCUAUUGUGACAUAAUUUGCAUAAGAGACCAAUUUGACCACAAUAGGACGAACGCAGAAUAAUUUUUUAAAACCAUUGAUUCCAAUGGCGGCAUUAACGCAAUAUUAAAAUAACUACUUUCUGCGAAAUUAAGAAAUUAAAUGAACAAUUCAACAAAAAGGAGAAAGGUGAAAUCGAGCAGACAAAAAAGGGGUGAUUGUCAACAAUGUUAGUAAAACUUUUAUGUUGUCUGGCAUUCCCACUGAGCUCAGCACUCUAUUACGUUCCACAAGGAAGCAUAUGUGCUCCAAGAGUCUUAUACAAGUACAAAAAUGGUGAAAUCUCAGGAGAGAUCAAACUUCCAUAUGAGAAUGAGCGAGCUGUUAUAUUAGCAAUUACACUAGUGUUCGCUCAACGUGUUCCAAACCCAAAAGUGAACAUAUCAAUGAAGAGGUCUGGAGCGCAGAUCUUGCGCGACGGAUUGCUAUAUAAGUUGAAGUUCGAUAAUCAAGAAGUAAUUCCAGAAAUCAUACGGAUUGUCGAGAAUGACCAAGUAAUAUGUGAAGGACGUCCAGAACCACCACUAGAGGUCGGUCCCUACGAAGUUGGAUCAGUUCCCGUAACAAUAAUUCACAGAUCACGCUUCCAUAGGGGAGGAAGAAGCCGCCAGCUGUAUGUGGAUGAUGAACCAGACGAGAUUCAGGUGCAAGAAGAUUGGCCAGACAUUGAUCUACCUGCAUUGAUGUAUGGCGAAUAGUUUGAAGAAAAAUAAUUUUUUUAUCCAUCUGUAUUAGUCUGAAAUUGCCUACUUGAUAAUAAAGGCGCAUAUAAAAAGAAUAUUGCAUUUUAGUUUUGUGGUUUGAAAGAAUC
This is a messenger RNA of Acanthoscelides obtectus, 1386 nucleotides long. The record is from the annotation of a GenBank genome assembly. NCBI's taxonomy places the organism in Eukaryota, Metazoa, Arthropoda, Insecta, Coleoptera, Chrysomelidae.